Messenger RNA from Capronia coronata CBS 617.96, 1551 nucleotides. Its product is annotated as retrograde regulation protein 2. Gene Ontology annotation, molecular function: transmembrane transporter activity. The record is from RefSeq and is a predicted model, not a curated record. Lineage: Eukaryota; Fungi; Ascomycota; Eurotiomycetes; Chaetothyriales; Herpotrichiellaceae. Bases 1 to 1551 code for a protein of 516 amino acids. Gene Ontology annotation, biological process: transmembrane transport. The transcript has 6 exons. Gene Ontology annotation, cellular component: membrane.
AUGGCCAUUUUGGGGACCCGUGCAGCACCAACCGCAGUCAACCAUGACUUGAGCGAGCAGCCGGAGCCGGUGAUCGCUGAUGAUGUCGAAAAGGAAGGGACUACUGUUCAGAAGGAGUCCGCUGGUGGUAAUGUGCGGAUUGACCCUGCUGUGGAGAAGAGAGUGGUGCGCAAAAUCGAUUUGCACGUUACUCCGCUGGUAACAUUCCUGUUCCUACUCUCGUUCUUGGAUCGGUCAAACAUUGGCAAUGCCCGUAUUGCGGGCAUGGAUAAAGAUCUGGACUUGGUUGGCGACCGGUAUGACUGGUUGUUGACUAUUUUCUAUAUCUCGUACAUUGUGUUUCAAUUCCAGGCCUUCAUGUGGAAGAUACUUAAGCCUCAUACGUGGGCUUGUCUGAUCACUCUGGCAUGGGGUAUCAUUGCAACCUGUCAAGCUGCGACACAAUCUUGGGGUGGAGAAAUGGCCCUGCGAUUCCUGUUGGGAGCGGCCGAGGCGGGCUUUGGCCCUAGUAUCCCUUACCUCCUGUCCUUCUUCUACCUGCGACACGAGCAUGGCUUCCGCAGUGGUAUCUUUCUGGCUGCAGCGCCUCUGGCCAACACGUUCGCGGGGGCAUUGGCAUACGGGAUCACCAGCGGUCACUCCACGCUGGCCAACUGGAGACUCCUCUACCUUGUGGAGGGCAUCCCGACCAUCUGUGCAGCUCCGUUGGCCUGGUUCUUCCUCCCCGACAGUCCCACCAGCGCGCGGUUUCUGACGGGGGAGGAGAAAGAAGUUGCGCGAGCCCGGGUCCUGAGACAACAUGGCCCUCAACCAGAAGGAGGGGAGAAAGUCAGUUUCAAGGAGAUAGGCUUGACUCUCCUCGACCCCAAAGCCUGGUUCACGGCGUUGAUGUACUUCUCCUGCAAUGUCUCGUACUCGUCAUUGCCGGUGUUCUUGCCCACCAUCCUCAACGAGAUGGGAUUCUCGGCAGUCAGUGCGCAAGGCUUGUCAGCGCCGCCGUACUUUGUGUCGACCAUUCUGACCGUUGCCACGUGCUGGAUCGCCGACCGCACCCAACAACGUGGAUGGAUGAUCGCCUUUUUGAGCUGCAUCGGCGGAAUCGGCUACAUUCUUCUGGCUACGUGCACCGCGGUGGCUCCCAGGUAUUUUGGCACAUUUCUCUGUGCGGCCGGGGUCUUCCCGGCGAUUGCGAACAUCUUGCCAUGGGUGGUGAACAACCAAGGGAGCGACAGUCGACGAGGCAUGGGUAUCGUGCUCCUCAACCUGGUCGGUCAAUGCGGCCCUCUUUUGGGCACGAGGAUCUUUCCCAAAGGUCAAGCUCCGCGAUACGUCGAAGGGCAAAGCAUCUGUGCCGCCUUUAUGUUCUUCAAUGCCUUGCUUGCCUUGACCCUGAGGACCCUGUUGGUGUGGGAGAACCACAAGCUCGACGAAAAGUAUGGCCGGGUGUAUGGGGGCCAAGGUCAACAGGCUGAGGAUGGCGAUGGCGAUGGCCAGGUUGACACCAAUGUUGGGGAGGAAAACUAUGGUGCAGCAUUUAGAUAUAUUCUCUAG